Molecule: messenger RNA, 1272 nt
Organism: Ambispora gerdemannii
Lineage: Eukaryota; Fungi; Glomeromycota; Glomeromycetes; Archaeosporales; Ambisporaceae
Source: the annotation of a GenBank genome assembly
AUGUCUGACCAGGACGAAUACGAUGUCGAAGCAGUUUUAGACCGAAGAAUAAAGAAUGGUCGAGAGGAAUACGAAAUAAAUACAAUAGGCUAUGAACAAACAACUUGGGAACCGCGUUCCAAUUUAAGCUGCAGCAAAUUACUUCGUGAAUUUCUCGAUAAAAUAAACCCCAAGGCAACUGAAACACGAAAAAAGCUUAAACAAAUCGGUGACGACGAAGAAGUAGCUUCAGACUCCAAUUCCUCAUCUUCAGAAGAAGCUAUGAUCACCAUCGAUUGUGACGAUUCUGACGAUUCUGACGUGGACACGGGCAAACCUCUUUCACCUCUUACAGAUGCGAAAAAGGAAUUUUUAGCGAAGUUGGGGAUGAAAACAGUUACUACUAAACCACUAACAAGAUCAUCAGCAUCAAAAUCCACCCAACAUCGAGAAAUUAUAAAAUCUUCGCAAAGAAGUAGAAAAUCGCAUUCGAUCUCUAACUCGGACUUUUUAUUGAGAAAACCCCAGCUUCGAAAUCCGACUGCAAACAUCCAAAAGAAAACGGUGAACGGAAAAGAAACCGUAAAGAAACUGACAUCUGCUAUCAGAAGAACACAACUGGAAGAGAAAAGUAAAAUCAGGGAUUUACGAAAUUCAAUGAAUACAAGAUUUACGACCACUGCUAGCACUAGUUAUCAUAAUAAUGACAAUACAAAAGAUGAUAUCAUAAAGAAGAAGCUUUGGUCUUUGAAAAUCCCUAAAAAAACGCCUAAUGAAAUAAAGAUGUCGGAUUUAUUCUCAGAAUUGAAUCAAAAUCAAGAUCAAGCCUCUACAUCUUCAAAUACUUUAAAAGAAAAGGUUAUUAAAUCAUCCAACCAAAAAAAAGAAAAAUCUGAUAGAUAUAUUGCACAAAUUGAAAUUGAAUCUUUAAACAUACCAGAUGAAAAAUUAUUUGCGACGUUAGAAUCUGAGGACGAAGUUUAUAUGGACUAUAUAAUAGCCGAGUCAUAUGUUAUCGACUUUCUCAAAACGAGAUGCAUUUCCAAAACAAUAUUGCAUAUAAUGACAUCGUUAUCUAACAAUUAUCAAUUUGAGGCUGAAAUCGAAAAGUUAAAACUUGGAAAUAUGGCUGGCAUAAUCUAUCUUCCAAGAAUUGAACCUGACGAUGUUGUUAUUGUAUGUGCACCUUCCUCGAACCUUUGCACAGAGCUUAAUGAACAGUUUACAUGGGAAAAAAAAGCAGUCAUCUUUAGAAUGCCUUUUAGACGCUUUUCAGAGGAAAUGUCUAAGUAG